AAAGCUUAUGUUGUGUGCUCUCAGGUAUGAUCUCUGUUACAGGCAGACGUCGAGAAGUGUGGCAGACAAAAAAUGUUUUGUUUUUUGUCUUUUGUCAUUUCUCGGUGCUUUUACCAUUAAUAGUGUUGCAGCAGAUAUCACUAGUUCACAGUCCACAGAGGUAGGAAAACAAGGAAGUACCAGUCUGAGGCAGUGAUGGCGCUCCGGGCGGUUGGGAGUCGUUUGUUGCACUUUCAGAGGAGCAGCUUGAAGACUGUCUCCAUCCAAACACUUGGAGGUGUCAGAUUCAAACGAGCCUGUCCAGUGGAAGUGAGCCAUCUGGAUCAUUUGGUUCUUACAGUAAAAAGUGUGCCAGACACUGUAAACUUUUAUACCUCGGUCCUUGGCAUGGAGGUGAUCACUUUCAAGGGAAACCGUAAGGCCCUGGGUUUUGGCCAGCAGAAGUUCAACCUCCACCAGCUGGGUCAGGAGUUUGAGCCCAAAGCCAAGCGCCCAACCUCAGGCUCUGCAGACCUGUGCCUCAUCACCAAAACCUCCCUUGCUACAGUAGCUGCACAUUUGAAGGAUUGUGGGGUUGAGAUAGAGGAGGGACCAGUGGAGAGGACUGGAGCUGUGGGGACCAUCACCUCUCUUUACUUCAGAGAUCCGGAUCACAAUCUCAUUGAGGUGUCGAACUAUAACCAGUCAGUAUAAGAGGGAUCUUCCUGAGACUUCUUAGACCUUGUUUUUGAAUGAAUUGGAAUGCAUCCAGUUUUGUCUCUUGGACCCAUUAUUAGGUUUGAGACCAAACUGUAGGCUAAUUCAGACAAGUUGUACUAUUUUCAAACAGAGGUAGAUGAGAUUAGUUUGCUAAGACAAUAAUUCAGAAUAACAAGUGAAAAAUUCAACACCUGUAGAUGUUAAACAAUAUGAUCAAGUGCCUAUUCAGGAGAUUUUUUUGUACUUUGUAAAGUGAAACUGAGCAUUUAAAGAAUGAUUGCUUUUUCAGCUGAAAAUAAAAGAUUCUUUAGUGUA
This is a messenger RNA of Epinephelus moara (kelp grouper), 1014 nucleotides long. RefSeq names its product glyoxalase domain containing 5 (gene glod5). The transcript is spliced from 4 exons. Lineage: Eukaryota; Metazoa; Chordata; Actinopteri; Perciformes; Serranidae. Bases 196 to 693 code for a protein of 165 amino acids. The record is from RefSeq and is a predicted model, not a curated record.